AUGGACGCCAACGCAGGAAGAUUUUCGGAGAGCUCUGGGCCCGCGAGGGGCAUCGCGAUCGUCUCCGUGCUCGUCAUCCUCAUCUCCAUUGUGAUUUUCUGCUUGGAGACUUUACCAGAGUUCAGGGAGGACCCGAGGACUUUUGACGAGCAGCAGCUGGUGAACGGUACCGCGCGCGUAAAGAAGCCAAACCCCUUCACGGACCCGUUCUUCAUCGUGGAGACCCUGUGCAUCAUCUGGUUCUCCUUCGAGCUGCUGGUCCGCUUCCUGGCGUGUCCCAGCAAGCCUGCGUUCUUCAAAAACAUCAUGAACACCAUCGACAUCGUGGCCAUCAUGCCGUACUUCAUCACGCUGGGGCUGGAGCUCGCGGAGCACCAGGGGAACGGGCAGCAGGCCAUGUCGCUGGCCAUCCUCAGGGUAAUCCGCCUGGUGCGCGUCUUCCGCAUCUUCAAGCUCUCCAGACACUCCAAGGGGCUGCAGAUUCUGGGGCAGACCCUCAAGGCGAGCAUGCGGGAGCUCGGGCUGCUCAUCUUCUUCCUCUUCAUCGGGGUCAUCCUCUUCUCCAGCGCGGUCUACUUCGCGGAGACAGACGACCCGGACUCGGGCUUCUCCAGCAUCCCGGAUGCGUUCUGGUGGGCGGUGGUUUCCAUGACCACGGUGGGCUACGGGGACAUGUGUCCGGUCACCAUCGGGGGGAAGAUCGUGGGCUCGCUGUGCGCCAUCGCCGGCGUGUUAACCAUCGCGCUGCCGGUGCCCGUCAUCGUGUCCAACUUCAACUACUUCUACCACCGGGAGACGGAGCACGAGGAGCAGUUCCAGUACACGCACGUGACCUGCGGGCAGCAGCAGCUGCAGUUUGGAGAGUUCAACCAGAGCGACAGCAAACCGUCUCUGUGCAAGUCUGACUACCUGGACUGCAGCGAGGACGCGGAAUCCAUCAAACACACCAACUGCAGCCCUCACAAAGCGUACACCGGGAAACUCACGGAUGUCUGAUCGCUUUUGGAGCCAGAAUUACGCACGAGGGGCGCGCAGAGGAAUCUUCCAGUGCCAUCAAACAUGUGUGGUUUGAGUUUGGUGAGCUCCUUAUUUCUGCCAUCAAGGGAUUAAUUUAAAAUGGAUUAUAACUCACAUUUAUCCAAACGGUCUUCCAUUACGCGGCACGAGAGGAGAGAGAAACGCUUAGAAAUGAUCAGCCUAUAGCUAAUUGUAGCACUUUAUUAAUAUUAUUGUUAUUAUUAAUGUUUCUCUUAGUAAAUGCGUAAUUUAUUGCCAAAAUAAUGCAGGUUUAAAGUUUACAUUUGCGUUUUUUAUUUCCGAAGCAGAGACACAAAACACGACUAAUUUAACCUAAACACACACACACACACACGCACACACGCACACACACAGGCUCCACAUGGUUUAAAUGCUCAGCUGGUGAAGCGCGCCCCCGUGUGGAGGAGAAGCAGCGCUGCGUCCCCGCUGGAUGCAGUUUCUAUAGCAACCUUCCAGACUGUUCUGUAUUGUCUGAACAGGAUUUGGACACGAGGCCACACAAACCUCCAAGUUGUUGGAUUCCAACUGAAUUCACCUGAAACAAAAGAUGACAUUCAACACAUUUAAACGAGUGACCUGUUGUCUCCGAGCUGAGCCAACUAUUAUUCUAAUAUCUGGUGAUUAGGCUUAAAACACGCUGACAAACAACAAGAAAUGUCCGUCUCAGGUUCCCAGAGACACGAUGGAACUUACACGUGUUCAUCUCAAGGGACACGAUAGAAUAGUUUCUAAAAGAAAAAGAUAAUAUUUUGGAUGUUUUCGUACAGCACGUCUGGUAUUUAUUGAUUUAAUGCAACAAGCUGAUGUUUUUAUAUCAACACGAGUCCUGAGGCUCCAUGUUUUAGUGUUGACGUAUAUUCCAUCAGCAAGAAGUCAACACAGAAACAAAAACUCAAUCUGAUACAAAGAUGUCAAAUAAAAGAUAAAUACAAAAAUAAUUACAGAUCAUCCGGUAAAAGUGCCGAAAUCUGAAUCUCUGGCAUUGAAUCACGAAAUUCAUGCAAAUUUUCCGUUUUCUUUGCUUCCAUAAAAACGCUGACACUGAUAUUUCUGUGAUCAGCUGAUCAGUCGAGCUCGUUUUCACUUGAGGAAUUACUUCAAGUGAAAAAGUGUAUUUUCUGUCUCAGACCGACUUCAGCACGUACCCCGAUAUUAACCCGAGCACUUCCUGGUUGACUGCUCCGUGAAACAACAGGUCACUUGCUGAGUUUGAAGUUUCCAUAAGUCGCUCCAUCAUUAAAGCACCUUAUUCAUCUGGACUCCAAACCAGUCGACCAAACCUGAUGGGAUGAAGAAGAAACUGAGGGAAUAAGAAACGUUCCAUCAGACGUCACAAGUUGGAUUAUUAUCUGAAGGAGUUUAAACACAAAGAUGGACAGACGGCUCUCCAGCUCAGACGUCCCUCAGAACCCCGAGGACCCGUCACACAGAGCGAUGAAGAACGACGAGCCGCUCCUCCACCAAACCAAAAGAGUUCAACAUCCCCGCUUCCCCCGUCCUCCUCCUGCAUCUUCCUCCUCUGAUGAAGGUGAAAUAAAACAAACUCUGGAUAAAAACACUGACACUCAUACGGAGCUAUGAGACGCCUUUCCAUUACAAGAGGACAUCCUGACUGAUGUUUGCACAGAGCAAAGCUGCAGUUGGACUCUGAGGUACGACAAACGUUACUUGAAUCAUCUGCUACGUGUAUUUACAAAAUGUCUGCUGGCUAACGGAGUCCAACACAUAUUCAUGAAAAGAACUUGUAGGUCCUGUCUGUACGUUGCAUAUCAUAUUCAAACCAAAACAUAUUAUUGCAUGCUUGGAAAUUAGAGCAUGUGAACAGAAGAGAACAAGUUUGUGUUGACGGCUCAACCCGAGCGCCGCUAAUCUGAAACACGGGAACAACAACAACAGCUCAUUGAUAAAGUUUAUUCAAAUAAUUCUGUUUGACUGGUGGAGUUAGUUGCUAAAUCUAUAUUUUUUAAAGUAUCAUACUAUAUAUGUUUUAUAUGGAAAGGACUUGGUUAAUUAUUUUGUAGAUUUUUAACAUUUUUGCUAACGUGUUUGAUUUGUUUUUUAAUUUUUGCCUCGGCAGCUCUGAUGGAAAUGUCUGCCUGCCAAAAACACUUUAAAAAAAGAAAACCUGCCCCUAUAACAAGAUUGUUUGUGUGGAAAAAAAGACAGUUAAAAUGCAUUUAUCGCAGACAUUUGACAUCUGAUUUUCUUAAUAAUAAUUCAUUUUAAUUUUCUAAUUUAGAUUUUGAAUGUUUCCGAUUGUGUUUGGGUUUUGAUCACAAUGCUGUAUAUCUGUUAUUAUUGAUAACAUCUACCUCAGUGUCCGCUCCUUUACGACAGAAGCUUUAACACCUGAAUGACGUUUGUGUCCGUCUGGAAACCUGGACUUAGUUUUCAAAUGCCUCUCUAAUUAUCUGGUGCAAUUCAAUAAACCCAAACGCUCUAUAAACUGCCAUUUGAUAACUUAGAGACAUCCAAAAGCAUGCUAACGAUGCUAGAGGAAAUGCAUACCAAACCAUAUUAACGAGGGUUGAAUAUGACUACAGUAGAACAACUUAGAGCCUGACAUCACAAUUUUCUUUGCACAUUUUAAUUUAUACGUGAAAUUGUUCAGAAGUGUGUGUGUGAGCGAGUGUGACUGUUUUUGAUAAUUUAAUUGUUGAUUUAAGGGCAAUAAUGUACUACAGAGGUUUCCUACCAUUGAAUAAAUGGAGUGGGUCAGCCAGUCUUAAAAAAAACUGAUACUCCUAAAUUUAUUUAAUUCUAUGUCUAAAAUGCUCUUUCAGAGGUUUCUCCCAGCGUGACAAGAAUCCAGUCCCGGUUGUGACGUUUAAUUCCUGUACAUUUCAGACACAAACCUGGUGACGUUUUUUUAGGAAUAAUCUGACAAGUUGGGGAAACCUUCUGUCUGGUUUACGUGGUUUUAGGAUUAGUUAGCGCUGGAGCUAUUUGGUGACCAACAACGGCUGUGAUAAAGUGAUAAAAGUCAUAACAUGCACCAAUGAAAAUGUAUGAUUUACAGUACACACAUACAGGUCCAGGACUUUAGCCUAGCUUAGCAAAAAGACUCGAUGCAGGGGAUAUGCUAGAAAAAGACGAAUGCACCUUCAGACAACUAUAAAGCCGACGUCUGAUUUACAUGUUAUAUAUCUUCUUUAUUAAAUGGGUGUAGAAAUAGAAGUGUAAAAGUGAAACGUUGUUUUAGAAGUUGUUAGCGUUGAAGCUACUUGUUGACAACCGACAGCUAGCAUCUCAAAAGUCCUGUCCUCACGGUGGGGUUGUCUGGUUUGACCUCGGUCUCAACUACAUUAGAAAGCUUCACAUUCUUAAUCCUAAAACAUGUAGGAACAAGGCCAAACGCCUUUCUUGAAACUGAAAAACAAUGCGUGUAUCCGCCUCGUGAUUCGGAUCCGCUCCAAAAUUGAAUGGACACCAAGUUUCAUAAAAAUGGGGCCAGUAGUUUUCCUGUAAUCGUGCUGACAGGCAAACUAAGAGACAACCAACAUAACUUCCUUUUAACGGAAGCUAACAGUUUCCCCUUACUUCAAGACUUUGUGCUAAGCUAGGCUAAACACACCCUGGACCUAUCUCUGUACUGGAGAUGAUCGAAACUGAUAUCCAUCUUCUCAUCCGACUCUAGGGAACAUGACAAACUAAAAAUACUUCCCAAAAUGUUGAAUUUGCUAUUAUUAUCAUCAUCACAAUUCCUCAGUACUACACUGCGAAAACUUCCAUCAAACCUGCAGAGUCAUGCCUGCAGUUUGUUCUUGUUGUAAUUCUGCUUUGCUAAGACAUAAAAAAUGGCCACGGGUGAUUUCUGUUUGACGGAGGCACUGAUGAGCUGUGACUCUGCAUUAGUGGGGAUGAUUAAUGCAUUCUACAUACUGUAUGUGUAACACUUAAUAUUCACUACAUGUAACAUCCAUUGCUACGUGUUGGAGGAUAUUUUCAUUCUUCAUUAUCAACCGCAGUUCAGUUCAGGCUUGUCACCAAAUUAUCUUAUUUUCAUGCAAAAAUAAGAAGCAAUAGUGAGAAUGAUUUCUGUGGAAGCAAAAUUCCUUUUUGAUUUAUUUCCUUCUUUUCUGUUUUUUUAUUUGAUUGUUUCCACGUUUAUUUUGACAAUCUUCAAUUGUGAUCUAUUUUUGAUAAAAUAAAUAUUUUAUCCUGAUCAGCUUCACUCUUCAUGUGUCUCAGACGACUGCACAUGCAGAUGUGUCAUUUUUCUGUUUCUUGUUGGUUUUUCAUGUGCCAUAAAUAUUUCCACAUGACUGUAAGACUGGAUUUAGACUGUGUGUCUGUGGAGGUGUGUAAAUGUGUGUGUUGUUGGGAUAAAAUGCCAUCACAUCUGUUUUACCUUCAUCCACCCAGUGGUCACUCUGUGAAUUGGUUAGUCACUUGUGUUCUUCUUUGAGAAAAACACAAAAGGGAAAUUUCUCCCGUUGCAUAUUAUUUGGUUUCAAGAUGGCGGCCACUAGUUUUGGAUUUAUUAGAAAGAAUACCGUUAAGUCGUCUGCGUAGAUGGAGAACUUUAUUCAAUACAAUCGAAUCUUACACAACACAGAAACGUCUGCUUUGUGUCAAAGGCAGAGCAACAACCACAUUAGCUUUGCCGCUAAAGUCUCCUUCUGUUACUAACUUACAAACACGAAUACACUUAUAUAUAAUACCACUUAUAUACAUCUCCUGGUCAUAAUGUGACAAAACAUUUCACUUUUGAUAAUCAACACCUUGUCAUCACCUCUUAAUUGCAGUUUGUACCUCACAACUACAAAGUCUGCUUCAUCAGUUGGCACCAACAGCAAACUCACACUUUGAAAGAAAGAAACUCAGUCAAAGACGAAGAAGUAACAGAAUAAACAUUUACAUUCACAUCACGUUGUGUGACAGUCAGUGUUGUUUGAAGGGAAUAUGAUUGUGUCGUCAGCAAAAUAUGAAAGUAUGACAAAUCCUGAAAGUAUGGUAUUACUAAUGUCUGCCUAGUUCUCUGUAAUUUGACUGUAGGAUUAUAGUAACAUGAUGAGUUACAAUACACUAUAAUAUAUAUUUAUGUAUUUAUUAUGCUUUUAUUAUGGGCUGACCAAGACUGAAGAUUUCAACUUUGUUGUAGGAAGAAAUGAACUUAACUAACAUUGGACGAUGUAACCAUUGAACAUAAUGUAGGUUCAGCAGAAUUGUCCAAUAUCAACGUCCUUAAAUUUAAAAUCUAAAGACCUGGAUUUUAUUUGGGGAAGUUCAGGUCAUACUAUCUUAUUCUGUAUCCACAAUAUAUCCAUAACUGUGUAAAAAUAAUUAAAGAAAUGGUCGAUUUAUAUGUGGCAAUUUGUAACCAUAAAAGAUUUACUUUUAAAAGGUAAACAAAUUAGUUAAUGAAUUGCUAACUGAUUGAUAACAUUUGUUUUGUCUCCGACUUUUAAAACCAAACCGACAGCCUUGAAUAAUUUAAACAAAACCAUAACAACGUUGGUAUCUCGAGGGGCGCAGAGUAUGAAAUUGAAAUGCUAAGUUGUGAAACGCUUCAUAGGUUCGGGUUAGCUGCAUAUUAACUGCCGAAAGAAAACCAGCAGAUGUCACUUAGAAACAUGCAGUUACCACAAUUAUUCAUCAAUAAGCAAUAAUGCAUGAAAAGAACAAUAUCAUCAGCAAAGAGGUGAUUUGUCUGGUUGUCCAUAUAUGUGCAUACAAAGUUAUUAGUGCCUUAAUCAUAACCUGAUUCAGUUUAUAACCCUGUCAAAUGCAUCUGUACCAUAGAAGAAGAAAGCUUGUAUUUAUAUUAGCUCUGUAGGGAUGCAAUCGACUGGUUGCACAUAGAAAUUAUGUAUUGUAAAUUAAUGUAUUGAAUGUACAGUAAGACGUCUUCCUGGUUGUGUUUUGAGAGGAAAUAAAAUAAAUCUUUCUUUUUGAUUGAAGAACAAAGUGGACAAGACUACUGAUAUUGUUUUUAGGCCAGUUUUCUUGGCAAGAGUAAAUAAUAUACAUGAUCAGAUCUUUGGGGAAUUCAUAAUCUCCAGAUAAAUAAUGUGUUUUAAUAAACUGCAAGUAUUUUCUGGAUAGUUGUCUGAAAAUAUGAAUGAAAAAUAUGGCACCACAACAACAUAAUUUGACAUCCUGGGAAAAUAAAUUCAAUUGUGAUCUUAAGACUUAGGUAAAUUGUGAGGUUGUGAUUACAGGCCUAAAAGAAUAUUUGUCCACUUUGAGCUUCUGUAGCUGCUUUGUUUUGUGUAGAUUACUUACAUUCCUCACCUGUCUCACUACAGUUUGUUCUUUGGCGGCUCAUGAAAGUAAAACUGUUGACUGUGAACUUUAUCAUGUCUUCAUUUUGGGCAUUUUCAUACAAUCUGCCAUUUUAUUUUUUUACUUGAGUACAUUAUUUUUGUCUGGGUGCUAUGUAAUGACCAAUGUUAGUAAUGUUACUGAUAACUAAGACAAGUGAAAGUUCAUUAAGAUAUAACUGUAACUACACCGACAUCAGAUCACAUAACACUGAAGUAGAAACUAUUCAAAUCUAACGUUUGGACUCAUUUUCUCUUUCUGUGACUUCUCUUCAUACAUUUUGUGUUUCACAAACUGAGCUAAACAUAAAACUCCUUCAGUUUAAAAAAAUAUUUACUGACUAACUUAUUUCAGGACUUUCGACAACAUCUCUUACGGUGCGUUCACACCAGAUGGGAAGCGAAUAUUCUGCGAAAGUUGAUGUUUAUAAAUGUAUGUGUACGAACCAUAGAGGGUCGAUUGUAUAAACAAUAAAGUCGCUGCUGUAUUUAUGUCUAGAUGAUGAUAUUUUGAGUGUUGAUAGAUCAGCUACAACGUUAGCUUAGCAUUGCCCUGAGAGAACCGAUCUCCAUUCAGAAAACAAGCAUUUUAAAGUUGUCUGCUUGUCGUCAGACCUGACAAAACAUUAAUUCAGGCUUUUUACUAAUCGGUAUCAUUAUGUAGUUAUUUCUCCUUUUUAUAUGUUUAUUGCCAUUAAAUCACAACAAAAUCUGUUAACUUUGGGUUCAUACCUCAAGAUUAUUCCAGACAGUGAACACAUCUCGGUGAACUUCACUGAUCUGACAACAAGAUGAUCCGAUUAAACACAAAGGACACUGAAAUGAAGCCUUAAACCUGCAUCUUCCUUAACAUCCAGCAGGGGGUGAAAGGAGUCAGAUUGUAUAGAAGUCUAUGAGAAAAUGUUUCUGCUUAACGGGAAGCGAAAAUUAGUUUCUCGUUCGGUGUGAACGCAUCAUUAAGACUUCGAGUUCCGACUGAAACAAGACUGAGAGAAAGAUCGCAAAAAAUAAUGAAAAAUAAUUAUCGUAGACCUUUACCGGCAUGAGUGUAACAAAUGCAACUUGUCUCCGUGUGUUUGAGGUCCGUCCCGUGUUCAUGCACUGUGUUUGUCUCAAGGUGUUUCCUGCUGCUGAUACAACCUCAACUUGUGUCCUCGGUGUUUAAAAUCUCAAAUUAUAUUUUAUUUUUGUUAACCUGAGUGUGUUUGUAUUUCACUGUAUGACAGGUAUAAAGUAAAAUAGCAAGUCCUUCAUAAUGUAUUAUAUGUUUGGCUUGGGAUCGUAUAUAAUAUGCACAACAGUCAUUCAGGAUAGUUGUGACUAAGUGUGGCCUUUUCUUUCUCUGUAAUGUUCUGCAAUGUUGUAAAGGAUUUGUAUAAUAUGACAUAAUGUAUAUUAACGAGGCUUUAUGUUUCUACCACCUAUGUUUAAUAAAUAAAUGAACUGUGA
Molecule: messenger RNA, 8753 nt
Organism: Cottoperca gobio
Lineage: Eukaryota; Metazoa; Chordata; Actinopteri; Perciformes; Bovichtidae
Product: shaker-related potassium channel tsha2-like
Exons: 3
Coding region: 1-996 (331 amino acids)
Biological process (GO): action potential; potassium ion transmembrane transport
Cellular component (GO): voltage-gated potassium channel complex; membrane
Molecular function (GO): delayed rectifier potassium channel activity
Source: RefSeq, a predicted model, not a curated record